Molecule: messenger RNA, 3860 nt
Organism: Phycodurus eques (leafy seadragon)
Lineage: Eukaryota; Metazoa; Chordata; Actinopteri; Syngnathiformes; Syngnathidae
Product: tudor domain-containing protein 5-like
Exons: 19
Coding region: 336-2714 (792 amino acids)
Biological process (GO): spermatogenesis
Source: RefSeq, a predicted model, not a curated record
GUCUGUGCCAACAACAAACACUGUUGUGUACUUUACCGGUCACUUUACUAAUGUACAGUGGAUAUAAAAAGUCUACACACCAGCUGUUCAAAUGCUUGGAUUUUAUGACAAAGAAUGAGACCAAGGUGCCUCCAUUCAUGCAGGGCUGGGAGACGCAUUCAUUGACAUCAAUCUGACAAUGAGCACCCUGGAAGCCCGGCACACAGAAGCACGCGUAGGCAUCCUUGCGGCUUUGACACAAGGCUUGGUUUUGGCAAGGAUUUGGUGAGCAAAGAUCCACAGCUGGAGGGAGCCCCCAAGGUGUUGCACCUGUAAACACACAAUAUUGAGACAAGAUGAACCAGGACGGCAUUUUGGUAAAGCUGAAGAAGGAUGUCCGCUCUUUACUGAUAUCCUCUAAAGUGGAUUUGGACCCUGACCUACUGAGACGGGACUACAAAACUAUGGUGGGCCAUCCUCUGCCUCUGAAACUCCUGGGCUUCCGAAACAUCAUGGAUAUGGUAAAGGAGAUGCCUGAGGUGGUGUCAGUUAAUGUCAGAGAGGAUGGUAGCACAUUCUUGAAGGCUGUUAGCCAUGAAUCCACGCGAAACAUUGAGGAACUUGUAGCUAAACAGCGUAAAUCCAAUAUAGACAAGAAAAGAAAAAAUUGGCAGUUCUCUUCCUACCGCAACUGUCACCAGUCAAUCCCGUUGGUUCUUCCCAGAAGAGGUGACGCUCCUCUGGCCCUUCCUCCUCAGCUGAGGGCACAGCUGCGUAUCCUCCUCUCAGUGGGUCCCAUGAGGUUGUCAGAACUAGGGGCCAGUUUUCUGCGAUGCUUUGGCCGCACUCUACGUGUUCAUGAUUUUGGAUUCUACUCUAUUGGAGAGAUGCUGGAAGCUGCUGAAGACCUAGUUCACAUCCAGCAGGGCAUGUUUGGCUCCAUACUGACUCUGAGAGAGCAAAUGCUGCCCAGACCAUUUAACACACAACAGAACCUUGGAGCACCAAAGACCACAACCAAAGCGAGAGUGCCGACCCCAACAAAAUCCCCAGACACCACUGGGAGGUCUGUGCGCAAGGAGUCAACACAUGUCAGUUGCAAUUUGCAAGUGCUUGACAAGAACCAAGAACCUGAACCUCAGCUCUGCCAGAAAAGACAACUUUUUUGUCAGCGUUUCCUAAACCUCCAAGAGGAGUUUCAAAAGCAGAUUGUUGAGAAUGGAAUUGCUGGGACCAUAAAUCACAAGCUGAAAGAGAAACUGCUAAAGGUCGUCAGUCAAAGUAGCUGUGGAAUAUCUGUCCACCUUCUCCCUGAAGAGUACAAGAGGCUUUGGGGUGAGGACAUGCCACUGAAAGAGAACGGCUUUGUCAGUGUGACUGAGCUAGUUGAUGCCAUGAGUGACAUCUUACAACUGCAACAUACAGAGAGGGACGACCGACACGACUGGAUCGUUAAGAAUAUUCAGGGCGGUGUUCCUUUACACUCAGGUGAUCCUGGUAUAAAGCAGUCACAGACAAGCUGUCACACUAGAGAGUCUCUUUGGGAAGUCAGAAUGGGCGAUGAUGGUCAUAUCUUAUCAGCGGACGUGGUGGACGUAUUGACAAACAACCAUUUAGUGAAGCAAGAAAGGAUGUCACAGCUGUGUCCUCCCAUUAAGAUGCAUUGCAGGGCUGUUGUGCCCCUGGAUGCCCUGCAGAAUCAACAUCUUGAACGGCCGACGCCCCAUUCUGCUUUAGAGUUGGUACAAGUCAGGGUGGAACAUGUGGAGUCUCCAGGACUCUUCUACACCUGCUUCAGCGGUAGCGAGGAGGCUCAAAUCUUUGAGGACAUGAAGGUAGAGAUGAGACUAUGUUACUCCUCCCCUGACGUGUCAGAGCGCUACCGCCUCCCCAAGCGAUUUAUCCGACAAGGGCAAGUCUGCUGCGCAUCGUCCAAGGACCUGUUGUUCACCCGGGGGGUGAUUCACAAGGUCAUUAGAUCCACUGCUGUUGAGGUGUACCAUGUGGACUUGGGCAUGGUGACCACUAUACACACUGCUGACCUGAUGUUCCUCAAGUCAUGCUUCUCCAUUCUUCCAGCACAAGCUGUCCCAUCAUCACUCGCUGGAAUUAAACCAACCUCUGGUGCCUGGACUUCCGAUGCCAUUGCUUCAUUUGUCAAUCUUUGCUAUAAUCAUCCCCUUGUAGGCGCUUUGUUUUGCUACACUGGAGAUGUGCUCCAGGUCUACCUUUGUGAUACCCACACUGACAAGGACAUCUACAUCCACUGUGUCCUCCUCAGCCAGGGCCACGGGGAGGCCUGCAGCCCCUCAGCCAGUGCAGCAUUGUGUGUUCAGGUCAGCCCUGUAAGUCUAUACCUGGGGGAGGGCACAUUUGAACUGCCAGAUGUUGAAGAGGAGACCACUCAGUCAGCAGAAACACUUGAACAGUCAGUGUUUGACACAGUGAGGUUUGAAGCUGAGGAGUUGCCUGCCUUGGAGUUUAUUGAGGACGACGAGAUCAGCACCUAUAUCCAGAAUCCUUCACCGACACUUAUAGAAGAGAAACUGGAGUUUGAUGGCACUGACUCAUGUACAGUUAUUCCAUUCCCUGUCCAGAGGACACACGAGAAAAUCCACAACAAAUUCUUUCAGGGAGCAAAUCUGAGGGAAGGAACACAUUUGAGCUGGUACUCUGGCAGCCUUCUGCCUCAACCGAAUGGGUUGAGAAUUAAAGAGAGGAAAGGUGGAAUGUAGGAAUGGAAGGUUGCGAACAGAUGAAGACGAGGAGAGAGGAGCUUGUUGCAAUGUGACAUUUAUUCUGACUUUUACAUUCCAAUGAUGUCCAAUACUGCAUUUCUUGUUCUGUUUGCAUUUUGCAGUGGUGCAGCUCUUAUGCUGGAUGUUCUUUCGUUAAGUGUUCUGUAUCCAGUAGAUAUACGACGUCAAACGUUAUGUAAAGAAAAAAAGAAGAAGCUAAGAUAAAUGGGUGGUGAUCUUUGACACAUCCAAAGUGAAAAGUCACUUCUGUAUUUCUACAUACAUUUAAGUGAACUUGAUUUUGGAGGAAAUGGCAAUAAUUUACUUGAGCGUGCAUGGCCUCAUACUAAUACUUUUGAAACGUUUUGGAUCAAUAUAUCAGUGGAGGCAGUGUUCCCAGUGCAUUUUCAUGUAUGGAAAUCAAAAAUUUAAAGCUUUACUCACUUUUUUUUAAUAUCUUGAAUAUGUGAGGGUGCAAUAAAAUCUCAUGCCUAUCUAAGUAUUUUGGAACAAAAUGUGCUGCCCACUGUCAGAAAGCGGAUGAGUCCUCCUAACAGGAUAAUGGCCCAAAACGCACAGCUAAAAGCACCCAAUAAUUGCUAGGAGCAAAACAUUGGACUAUUCUGAAAUGGCCUUCUAAGUGCUGACAACAUUUUGUUAGACCACAAAAGUAAAGCAAUGCCAAUUAAUCUCAUUUUUUACAUUAGAAAACCUUGUUUGUUUUUGAUGCAUGUACUGCAUAUUAACUAGUACCAAAGGUUAGGAGAUGACGUUAUUCCUCCUGUUGUAGAUGGUGGCCUUCUUGGCAGUCACACUCUUGGCUCUCACUUACCAAUCUUCUUCCUAUCUUUUUUUAUACAUUUGCAGAGGACUUCCAGUUCUUGGUGAUAUAACGGUUGUCCCCUUGCCUCUGUUCCCUUAUACCCCCUCAGCUUUGUCUGGAAGUUUCGCAGUAAUCCGAAAGCAGGCUAGCAUCUCCAACAACUAGUUGCAGUUCAACUACAUAAGCAUGUCCCUACAUUUUACUGCUACUGUAUGCAGGAGUGGCGGCACGGUGGAGGAUUGGUUAGAGCGUCUGCCUCACAGUUCUGAGGACCGGGGUUCAAUCCCCAUCCCCGCCUGUGUGGAGUUUGCAUGUUCUCC